Messenger RNA from Trichosporon asahii var. asahii CBS 2479, 1200 nucleotides. RefSeq names its product threonine aldolase. The transcript has 3 exons. Gene Ontology annotation, cellular component: cytosol. Lineage: Eukaryota; Fungi; Basidiomycota; Tremellomycetes; Trichosporonales; Trichosporonaceae. Gene Ontology annotation, molecular function: L-allo-threonine aldolase activity. The record is from RefSeq and is a predicted model, not a curated record. Bases 1 to 1200 code for a protein of 399 amino acids. Gene Ontology annotation, biological process: glycine biosynthetic process; L-threonine catabolic process.
AUGGCCGCCAUUCGCCCUUCGCUCCGGCCGCGAGCUCUCCUCCGCCGGCCGGCAUCGCUGCUAAGGCGGUACGAACACUCCACUCCCGAUGUGACGAUCGAGCGUGGUGGGCCAGUGAACGUUGACCGACUCUGUCAAGUAUCUCGCGACUUCCGAAAUGCUCAGAUCGAGUCAGCUUUCCUUGCGACUCGCGGAGACGACGUGUACGGCGAGGACCCGACGACGAUCGAGUUGGAGACACGCCUGGCGCGGCUGACGGGGAAGGAGGCCGCACUGUUCUGCUCCUCAGGAACAAUGACGAACCAGCUCGGCAUCCGUGCCCACCUCCAGGGUCCGCCGCAUAGCAUCAUCUGCGACCACAGAGCCCACAUUCAUCUCUGGGAAGCGGGAGGUAUUGCGCUCUUCAACCAGGCUACAACACAUGCGCUCGUUCCGAAGGGGAAGUUUCUGACGGCGAAGGAGGUGGAGAAGAAUCUGCACCUCGGCAAUGACCACCACAUUGCCCCCACACGCCUGAUUUGCCUCGAGAACACCAUGAACGGGGUGAUCUACCCUCAGGAAGAGGUCGUCAGGAUUGGCGAGGCGGCGAGGAAGCACAACAUUCCGAUGCACCUCGAUGGAGCGAGGAUAUGGAACGUCGCGGCUGAUGAGGUCGAGGCGCAGCACCUGGACUCAUCCAAGGAGGAAGACAUUCAGGCCGUUAUGAGCAACCUUCUGGAGCCAUUUGACACGGCAAGCAUCUGUCUGUCCAAGGGUAUCGGCGCACCCAUCGGGUCGGUGCUCGUUGGACCACAAGCUCUGGUUGACCGCGCUCGCUGGUUCCGAAAAGCCUUUGGAGGAGGCUGGCGCCAGUCUGGUGUUCUCGCCGGCAUGGCGGACUAUGCUAUCACGAACCACUUCCCGAGACUAGCGCGGACACACAUUCUCGCUCAGCGUCUGGCAGUCGGUCUCCAGCGUCAUGGAUUGCGGAUACUGGCUCCCGUUGACACCAACAUGGUCUUCUUCGGUGGUCUGGAUAGCCAGCUCGUCAUCGACGCCCUGGCGGCACUGGCGAGCCCUAUCUUGCUGGACUCGAACCGCUGCGUCAUCCACCACCAGACUGACGCCGAGGCUAUAGACGAGUUUGUCUCGGUCGUAGAACAGCUCGUCGCCGAGCACGGUGUGAGCGAGCCCACGGAAGACGAGAUGCUGGGUUACUAG